Messenger RNA from Callorhinchus milii (elephant shark), 1577 nucleotides. It is a transcript of the gene smad6b, whose product is annotated as SMAD family member 6b. Gene Ontology annotation, cellular component: heteromeric SMAD protein complex. NCBI's taxonomy places the organism in Eukaryota, Metazoa, Chordata, Chondrichthyes, Chimaeriformes, Callorhinchidae. Bases 38 to 1189 code for a protein of 383 amino acids. Gene Ontology annotation, molecular function: I-SMAD binding; transcription regulator inhibitor activity. The record is from RefSeq and is a predicted model, not a curated record. The transcript has 4 exons. Gene Ontology annotation, biological process: SMAD protein signal transduction; cell differentiation; BMP signaling pathway.
CCCCCCACGAGGAUUGCAUUGAGACACAUCCCGUCGCAUGUUCAGGUCUAAACGCUCAGGCCUUGUGCGGCGACUUUGGCGAAGCCGUGUGGCGGGGGGUCAUGGGCAGGACCCGGAGGAGUGGUGCGACCCGACCGGACCGCUGAACGAGCUCAAGUCGGUCACCCACUCGCUGCUCAAGCGGUCGAAGGAGCGGUCGCUGGACCUGUUGGCUCAGGCGGUGGAGAGCCGCGGCGGCUUACACACGGGCUGUGUGCUGUUGGCCCGGGGGGAGCUCCGGGUGGGCCACCACUCGCUCGCCCCCCACUUCCUGCUCUGCAAACUCUUCAGGUGGCCCGACCUCAAGCACGUCCUCGAGCUCAAGCGCCUGUCCUCCUGCGAGGGCUUUGCCGGCAAUGUCCCCCCCACCGCCGCCGCCGCCACCACCACCACCGCCGCCGCCCCCCCACCCGCCGCCGCCGUCUGCUGCUGCUGCUGCUGUAACCCCUAUCACUUUAGUCGGCUCUGUGGACCAGAAUCUCCUCCACCUCCUUAUUCCAGAUUCUCUUCCAAUGAGGAGGAAAAGUCAUUGGAUCCAUUGGAAUGCACGGUGUCCUACACUGAAACUGAGGCUACCAAUUCACCUAGUAUCACUUCUGGAGAUUUCUCAGAUGCCAGUCUGUCUCCCGACACCUCAAAACAGAGCCACUGGUGUAUUGUGGCGUAUUGGGAGCACCGGACCAGGGUGGGACGUCUCUACACCGUCUACGAACACUCCGUCAGCAUCUUCUACGACCUACCUCACGGUAACGGCUUCUGCCUGGGACAGUUGGCACUGGACAACAGGAGUGAGACUGUCAAAAGGACUCGAAGCAAAAUUGGCUACGGGAUCUUACUGAGCAAGGAACCGGACGGAGUCUGGGCUUACAACCGGACUGAGCACCCCAUCUUUGUCAACUCCCCCACACUGGACAUUCCCAACUCCAGGACUUUAAUCGUGCGUAAAGUCAUGCCAGGAUAUUCCAUAAAGGUUUUCGACUAUGAAAAAUCGUGCCUUCUGCAGCAGAUGACGGAUUACGCAGACGGACCUUACGAUCCCAAUAGCGUUCGAAUCAGCUUCGCUAAAGGCUGGGGCCCCUGCUAUUCCAGACAGUUUAUAACGUCUUGCCCUUGCUGGCUGGAGAUCAUGCUGAACAACAACAACAGAUAACAAAGCAAGUCCCUCCUCCAUCCGCGGAGGCAAUCCUAUACUAAGUAAAACCAGACUAUUCCAAAUAUCAUCUACCUAGAUUUAAUAUAAAGUUUUAUAUAUUAUAUGAAAUAUAUAUUAUACUUGUAAAUACGGAGUCAUUUUUACAUUGUAAUUAUUUAUGUAUGGUGCAAUGUGUAUGAAUACAGAACACAACAGGAAAAUGCACUUUGGUUUAUAUAUAUAUUCAUUCAACACAGAGAUAAAUUAUACAGCAAAAGUAGGAGAGGCUGCUGAGUUUUGGUGUAUAGUUCCACCAUGCUAUUAAUGCCCAGACAAGAAGCUAACUACCAGUAAAACAACAAGAAUGAGUCACUCAUUGAUAAUAAAGUAUUCGCAUUAUACAUCC